CUACAUUGGUGGGAGAUGGCCAGUGUUAAAAUGAAAUUCUUUGUAAACUUACUUAAUGUAUCUUUUUGCCUUUCAGGUUUUUAUCUAAUUGUGUACCAUGUGUUGCUGGGACUGUUUUUGUGGGCAUACUGGCAAACCAUUUUCACAGACAUUGGUACAGUUCCUAAACAGUUUAGAUUACCACCCACUGAAUUGGAUCGUUAUGAGUCAGCGGAGACAGAUGAAGUGAGAAGAGAUGUCUUAGAGAGGUUUAUCCAGAAGCACAGCCUUCCUGUGUAUAACCGUACCAUGACUGGUGACAUUCGAUACUGUGAUAAAUGUGUGCAGGUCAAGCCGGACAGAUGCCACCAUUGCUCAGUGUGUGGAGUGUGUGUCCUAAAACUGGACCAUCAUUGCCCCUGGGUCAACAACUGUGUUGCCUUCACAAACUACAAAUUCUUCAUCCUUUUCUUGGGCUAUGCUCUCUUGUACUGCCUUUUUAUUGGAGCCACAACCUUACAGUAUUUCAUCAAGUUUUGGAAGAAUCAGCUUGAUGUUGAUGGAAAGUUUCACAUACUGUUCGUCUUCUUCGUUUCCAUUAUGUUCGCCAUCAGUCUGGUAUCUUUGUUUGGGUACCAUGUUUUCUUAGUUGUCAAGAAUAGGUCCACAUUAGAGUCAUUUCGUGCUCCCAUCUUCCGGUUGAACCAUACGUGGAUGCAAGAUAAAGAUGGCUUCAGUCUGGGUGCUCUUAAUAACUUCAUUGAAGUGUUUGGAGAUGAUAGGAAAUUGUGGUUUCUGCCAGUGGCCUCCAGUCUAGGCGAUGGUGUAAGUUACCCGGUGCGCGGCCAACAGCCCCCUUCUACUACUACUGCCACCACUUCCCCUGUGCAAUCCUAUGGCAGCACACAGACCAGGAGGACUGCAUUUAAAAUCUUAAGAGCAAGUUUGGGUGAUGGAGUUACCUACCCUCAACGCUGUGUAGAUGAAGACACAGAUGAUUUAUUAGGUGCUCGUCAGCGUUGGGCUGAUGAUGAAGAAGAAAAUGAAUUGAUGUGUACUGGAUACACCAACAGCCACACACAUGCACUUGAAGAAGUUAUAGUUCAAGCCAACCAUACUAAUCCUGUAUAAGGAGUGUCUCUUGGAAGAAAUCGACAUAUGCAGAUAAUAUUGUUUACAAACACCUUUGAGAGAUGAACUCUGCAUCAGACACUCUGGGAAAAGCAUCUGUGCCUCUGCAAAAACCGAUCUAUUCACAUUUUCUUGCAGGAAAUCCUAUGCAUCUGCAAAUAUUGGUUAAGUAACUAAUGGCAAUAAGUUUCUUUACAAUUUCAGCUUUAAAAAUGGGUGUCAGAAAUAUUUAGAUAAUUCAGAAUUUGGUUAGGUGUUCAGUCUCUCUAUUAGCAAAGUGGGGAGCCCUUAAGAACAGACAGAUUUCAUGUCAAUAUAAAACAAAAUUUACAGGAAUAUGAUUUGAUAAUGGACUACAAUAUGUCUGAGAGACUCGAGAAAAUUAAAGCUCUGAUUGGAGACUGGAAUGGCACAGCUAAAGUUGAAAAUGCAAAGCUUUCACAUGUAGAUAUAAAGUCCAUUGUGUUAGUUUUGCUAAUGUCUUUGUGAACAUUUAGUACUGGAAUGGUUUUUGGUAAGAUUAGGCUUUCUUAAGGUGUUGCAGCUGAUCAAAACAUGUAUAGUUAUGGCAGUGUGAACAACACACCAGGGUAAGAAUUUUCCCAGCUAAUUUAUGUAAAUUAAAAUUACUGUAUUUUGAUUUAUGUUUGAUGCUUAUUAUUUGUGUAUUUAAAUUUUUCUUAAUUAGGAUCUAAAUCUACAUAGAGUACAGUAUGAAUUGAUCUAACAGUAUUUGCUAGACUUUUAUCAAGAUACAGUGUAUUGGUGUAAUAUCUCUAAAGUGUAAGAUUUUUCAAAACAAAACAAGAUUUGCAUUACCAAAAAAAAAAAAAAAAAGCAGAAGGGAAGUGAUGGAAAUUUAACAAUGAAUUUCUAGAUAAAAAGCAUAAUAUUUUCACUAAGAUUUGUUUCAUAACCAUUUCAUUAUGUUGCUCUUACAUUAUCAGUAUAACAGAUUACAUUUUCUGCAAAUACAGGAGAGACUUGGAGAAAUUUACAUGCCUAGAUGCAUUUAAUAUAAUUUGUUUGUGCAUUUGUGCAUGUGAAAGUUUGUGUGUGCUUGCCUGUCAGUCUGUUUACAAGCACUCAUAGUUUUGUUUGUGAAUGUGCUUUUAUGUGUGAUUUAUUUGAUAAAUUUAGUACUUUUAUUUGUUCGAAUGUACAUUAAACAUUCAUAUAGAAAUAGGAUGUGAUAUACUGAAUAGCCUUACUCAUUUAGGCUCAUGUAUGUAUAAUAUAUGAUAACAGAAAAGGCUGGCGCAUUACAGAGAUUUUUAGUCAAAUCAAAUUAUUAAGGAGACUGUAGUUUUGGAUUAUUCACUAUAAAAUUUUCAGAAUUAUAUUAAAUUUAGUUUAAUUUCUUAUGAUUACCUGUGUGUAUGCAUGUGUACUUACAUUAGCACAUACAUUCACAAACACACAAACAUGCACAUACAUAUACCAAGGUGGUCUUAAAUCUUAGGAUGCUACAGAAACUGAGGCUCUUAACAUUCUGUAUAAGAAACUUUGAAGCAUCAGUAUAGUUAGUGAAACUAGACAAGCGAUUUUUAAAGGCUGGAAUGAGUAAACACAAAUGGAAAGUUAAGACUUCAGUGAGGUAGAGAUGUAAGAAGAGACUUUAUUCAACCAGAGAACACAGUGUGUGUGUAAAAUGUAAUAGGUAAGGGAGUCAUUGUAACAAAUUAUGUAUAUAUGGGCACAUAAACUCACAAAACCAAAUGCGUGUGCUGUAUACAGAUGCAUACACACAAUGGAGGACAAUAGGACACAAUCCUAACUUUUUAUAAAAAAAAAAGUAAAAAUAUUGGAAAGUAUAGGAUUUCUGUACAGAGAGAAAACUGUAUUGAAGUUGAGUGAAAUGAACUCCAGGUGGAAAUUGCAUAUGUCAUACUCAAAGUUUAAAAGUAAUUAUGACAAAUAAGUAAACCAGAUGCCAUGAGCAUACCUGCCUGUAAAUGCAAACAGGCAAGUACAGACAAACACUCAGACAGACAUGCACAUACAUACACAGACACACACAUACACAGACACACACAUACACAUACACACACCCAU
Cherax quadricarinatus is the source of this 3165-nucleotide messenger RNA. The record is from RefSeq and is a predicted model, not a curated record. Lineage: Eukaryota; Metazoa; Arthropoda; Malacostraca; Decapoda; Parastacidae.